AUGCUCCACUGCCUUUCCCAUUCGCUAUGGUCCCUUCUUCUCUCAUUCUCCUACCGCUACUAUAUUUUAUUCAAGCCAGCUCCAUCUCGUCUAUUCAAUGCAAUUAUCAUAUUACUUAUUUACCAGCUUUCGCUGUUCCAAUUUAUUGUUUUCCUUUGGGGAUAUGAGGACUCAGUCGGCGUCAAAGAAUUACUUCAAGCCAAGUUCCCCAACUACGACUUGUCAGGGGUUCUGACUGGACACGAGACGAUGUUUUGCUUCUCAGUUAUGUUCACAAUUCUCCAUAUGACAGUUCUAAUAACACCGGUCUACAUCUGCAUUCUUAUAUUACGGAGACUUAUUAUAAAGCGUUUGUCGUUUAAAGGAAUCAGUGUAACAAAAGAUACAAGAAACUUGCACACACAAUUGUUGAUGGCAUUGACAUAUCAGGCGGCGAUUCCCGGAUUCUACUUCUUCGGUGUGUUGUCAUAUGUUAUUGGUCAACUCGGCAUCUACAAUCAUCCGGUGCUCGAAUAUUUCACAUUCUCCUCAUUCCUCUUCAUUCCCCUAUUAUCACCAGUUGCUUCAUUCGUAUUUGUCACUCCAUAUCGCAAAUUCAUUAAAAUGAUCUUCUGCAAAAUCACUCGAAUUGAGUACGCCGAAUUAUCGUCAACUCAUCAUUAUGGCACUUCACAAGUUGCUGUUAUUGGAUAA
This is a messenger RNA of Caenorhabditis bovis, 693 nucleotides long. The record is from the annotation of a GenBank genome assembly. Lineage: Eukaryota; Metazoa; Nematoda; Chromadorea; Rhabditida; Rhabditidae.